Messenger RNA from Diaporthe batatas, 1095 nucleotides. RefSeq lists its product as uncharacterized. The record is from RefSeq and is a predicted model, not a curated record. The coding region runs from base 121 to 1095 and encodes 324 amino acids. The transcript has a single exon. NCBI's taxonomy places the organism in Eukaryota, Fungi, Ascomycota, Sordariomycetes, Diaporthales, Diaporthaceae. Gene Ontology annotation, biological process: secondary metabolic process. Gene Ontology annotation, molecular function: carboxy-lyase activity; hydrolase activity. Gene Ontology annotation, cellular component: cytosol; cytoplasm.
GAGAUUCUUGGCAGUGGGAUCAGCGUUCAUCACUCAUAGGUUAUUGUUGAGCAGAGAAAUAAUUACGCCACAGACGAAGAGGACGUGUGAGAGGCAGGCAAACCAGCACCAACUACCACCAUGGCGACGAGAACACCCAUAAUAACCCUCGAGGAGCACUUUAUGUCCGAAGCUGCCGAGGCCAACCCGCACGCGGCAGAUGAAGCACUCAAGAAAAUCCCGGGGCUCUGGGACAAAUUCACCGAGCUCGGUCCGCUGCGCCUCAAGGACAUGGACGCGGGCCAAGUCACCCUCCAAGUGAUCUCCCACGGGCCAGGAGACCUGACACCCGACCAAUGCCGCGCCGCCAACGCCCAGCUCGCCCAGGCGGUCCAGACACACCCGGAACGCUUCGCUGGUUUUGCCGCGCUGCCGAUGGGGCACCCGGCUGAGGCGGCGACAGAGCUGCGGCGCACGUGCUCCGAGGCCAAGUUCCUGGGCGCUCUCGUCGACAGCCACACCGAGUCCGGAACGUACUACGAGGGCCCCGAGUAUGAUGCGCUGUGGCAGGCGGCGUGUGAGCUGGAUGUGCCGAUUUACAUACACCCAACCUGGCCCUCGGAGCGCCAGUCCAGCACUUACAGAUCGAAGGCAAUCCCGGACCAAGUGUCUGCAGCGAUAUCCGCGUUCGCGUUUGGCUGGCAUAGCGACGUCGCGGUACAUGUGCUGCGGCUGUACGCCGGCGGGGUCUUUGACCGGUUUCCAAUGCUGAAAAUCGUAAUCGGCCACUUUGGCGAGAUGGUGCCUUUCAUGCUCCAGCGAAUAGAGCGAAUAUCAAGCCGAUUUGGAAGGACCCGAUCGUUUCGGGAUGUCUGGGAUCAGAAUAUGUGGCUUACGACAAGCGGGAACUGGGCCUUGGAUCCCUUGGCAUGUAUCUUGCGGAACACUAAGAAGGACAGGAUCAUGUACAGCGUGGACUAUCCGUUUGCGAGCAGCGAAGAUGGGCUCAAGUGGCUCGAAGAGCUUGAAGGAAGCGGGUUGGUGAGUAAGGAGGAGCUGGAAGGAAUACGGUGGAAGAACGCAGCAAGGCUGUUGAAAAUUGAGGUGGAGGCUUGA